AAAAGUCGGGGAGAGGUGAGCUGAACUCUUUAUGGCCUCAUCAUCCUGGGGUGAAGAAUGGAUGUGGGAGGUAGAGAAAAGGAGUUUGGGAGUGACUUCUUUUGGGAGUAAUUUAGAGAAUCAGAGAGCGAUUUUCAGUCAGCAAAAGGUGAUUGCCUAUACUAAGAAUAAUAUUCUGCAGUGAAGGAUCAUGAUUCAUGACACCUUAAGUAAAGGAAAGGCUUGUAAAAAAGUGGAGAAAAAAACCCGAUCAAUUCUCUGAUUGUUCAGAAAUUCAGCAAUAGUGAUAAAGGAAGUUAAGGAUUAAAUAUGGCACAUAAUAAGUGCUUAAAUGUAGCCUGGGGAGCCGAAGUGUCACAGGGGAUAGAGCACCUGCUCUGGUGUCAGGAGGCCCUGAGUCUGGUCUCAGUUAGUAGCUGUGUGACCCUAGCCAAGGCACUUCAUAAGCUGGCUUCCUUCAAUUUCUCAUAUAAAAUGAGCUGGAAAAGGAAGAAUGGCAAGAAAAUGCCAAGAAAAUCCCAUGUGUGAUCACAGAGUCAGAUGCAACUGAACAACAUAAAUCAGAUAAUUUGAAAUAAAUCUAAAUGAGUAAAAAUUGAAAAGAGAAUUUUACCCACAUGAUAGAGAAUAGUAAAAAUAAAACUAAGCAAUAGAGUUAUUGACUAAGGGGGCAAGGAGCAAGAGCUAGGAAUCCAGAAUUUUAUCUACAUUAUAGAGAACAGUAAAAAUAGAACCAAGUAAUAGAGUUAUUGACUAAAGGGGUGAGGGGUGAGGUUAUGAGUUUGAGGGACUCCAAAAUAAUCGAAUCUCUGAAAAAGUGAAUUGUAUCAUUCUACUAGAAAUGGAAGAGAACAAAAUGGAAGAGCAUCAAACACCCAAGUGCAGUGGCCAAACACGUGUUCUACAUGUAAUAGAUUGAAAAGAUGGAUGACUCCUCCCAAGUAUCCAAGCAUUUGCAAAUGUGGCCCCCUCUUAUCUUUCAGUUAAUUCUAUUAAUUCUUUCUCUUGAUGUCCAAUGUUCUAGAGGUCUAGGGAUUUUUUUUUAAGAGAAUUUAUUGCUCAUAAAUAUCCUGUCCCUAGCAUAGUCCCUCAUUUCUAUGUACUAAAUAUGUUACUAUAAAUAACUAAAUGUUUAAAAAUUAAGGAUUAGGUGCCAUUAACAAAUGAAAGCUUCUGUCAAGCAAAGACAGAAGCUGUUUUGCCUUUGACAUAUCAUACCUAGUAUCACUUCAAGCCCUCAAUAAAAUAACAGAUCGGUCUUCUUCACUUGGCUGGAAAUUGUUCCAUACUAUCUAGUUCAGCCCAGAUUAUGAGUGCUAUGUCUUAAGAAUUCUCUUCAGAGUUUCAUCUAGUUGCGACUGUUUCAGCCUUUUAGGCAGUUAGCUCAAUAAUUGCUUUUUCUUUGCUCUCUCUUUAAUGAUCAAGGAUUACAGUUUCUCCCCAGCUUGCCAGUUUCUUACAGAUUCUUCUUCGAAUUUUCUUUCAUUUAAGACACUUUCAAUGGGGAAGGCACCUUCUCUCUUUUUCCUCCAAAACUGGAGUUCACUGAUAGGGCACAGACCUCCUCCAUGAUUUCAUGGGGAGAAACACUCCAUAGUAAGACAUUUCUUCAAUUUUUAUUACCCCAAAGGGAUUUUCAUUUCAAAUAUUAAAUGCUUUUUUCAGCAUUUCAUUGGGCGCUCAGUGACUCUGGUUUCAAAUGUUGUUUCUGACACAUAAAGCUUAUAAGAGUUUUGGACAAAUCCCUUCUGUUCUUCAGUUUCCUCCUGUAAGUUGAUGCAUUUUGAAGUCUCAGCUCUAAAUCUUGUGACGUUUGAUGGUUUAGGACUUGGUGACAUUUAAGGAUGUGGCUGUGGACUUCACCCAGGAAGAAUGGUGCCUCUUGGACCAUUCUCAGAAAGAGCUGUACAAGGAGGUUAUGCUGGAGAAUGUCCAGAACCUGCUGUUCCUGGGGCUUCCAGGUGCCAGAGAAGAUUUGAUCUCCUAUUUCCAGGAAGGGGGAACACCAUGGAUUCUGGGGGGGAAAGGCCCAAGGAACUUUUGUCCAGAUUCAGUGGCCAGCUUUGAAGUGAAUGAGAUUCCUGCAAACCUGAGCAUUUCUGUUGGAGAAUCUGGCCAGCAGAGAUUGAUGAGUAUUGGUCCCUGUGACUUCAGUUUUAUAGAAAUCUCUGACUCUGAUAUCAAGAUAGAUAAAAAUCCAAAGAAUCCCUGUGAAUUUGAUGAAGUUGGAAAGAGUUUGACACAAUAUUCGGUCAUAAGUCAAUGUAAGACAUUGACCCCAAGGAAUGACUGUUUUCAGUAUGGUAUAUAUAGAGAAUGCUUUACUGAACAGGUAGAGCUUAUUCAGUCUCAUGAGAAUCUUCCUGAAAUGCAAAUCUAUCAAGGUAGUCAAUGGAAAAAGCCCUUCGGUUUGAAUUCCGACCCAGCUAAACAUCAGAAACGUUAUACUGGCAAAAAGCUUCAUGUAGGUAAUGAAGGAAGAAAGACCUUCAACCAGAACCCUAAGAUCAUCAACCAUCAGAAGAAUCACAUUCGAAAGAAAUCUCAUGACAGUAAUGAGGAAGCCACAACAGCCUUCUCAUCUCUUCCUUACCAUCCUACUUUUCCUCCUGGAAUGAAAACAUUUGCUUGUAAUCAGUGUGGGAAGAGCUUUUAUUGGAACCCAGAUCUUGUUAGACAUCAGAAGAUUCAUACUGAAAAAAAGCCUUAUAAAUGUAAUGAAUGUGGGAAGAGCUUCAGCUACAAAUCCCUCCUUAUUAGCCAUCAGAGAGUUCAUACUGGGGAGAAACCUUAUGUGUGUAAUCAGUGUGGAAAGGCCUUCCACUACCGAGCACUCCUCAUUGGCCAUCUGAGAAUUCACAGUGGAGAGAGACCCUAUAAAUGUAUCCAUUGUGGCAAAGCUUUCCAAAGCAGCUCUCGCCUUUCUUCCCAUCAGAGAAUCCACACUGGAGAGAAACCAUAUGAAUGUAGUCAGUGUGGAAAGGCCUUCACCCAGAGCUCCCAUCUCGGUGCCCAUCAGAGAAUCCACACCGGGGAGAAACCUUACGAAUGUACUCAAUGUAGAAAAGCUUUCCGAUUCCGUUCUGGUCUUGCCUCCCAUCAGAGAAUCCACACUGGAGAGAAACCUUUUAAAUGUAAUCAGUGUGGAAAGGCUUUCCAAAGCAGCUCCCGUCUCGCUUCCCAUCAGAGAAUCCACACUGGAGAGAAGCCUUAUGAAUGUCAUCAGUGUGGGAAGGCUUUCACCCAAAGUUCCCAUCUUGGUACACAUCAGAGAAUCCACAGUGGAGAGAAACCUUAUGAAUGCAAUCAGUGUGGAAAGGCUUUCAGGUUCCGUUCUGGUCUUGCUACACAUCAGAGAAUGCACACAGGAGAGAAACCUUAUAAAUGUAAUCAGUGUGGAAAGGCUUUCCAGUGCAGCUCCAGUCUUGCUAAACAUGUAAGAGUUCACACUGGAGAGAGACCAUAUAAAUGUAAUCAGUGUGGAAAGGCUUUCCGAUGCAGUUCCAGUCUUGCUGCUCAUCAGAGAAUCCACACUAUAGCAAAACCUUAUGAAUGUAAUCAAUGUGGAAAGGGUUUCAAAAAGAGUUCCAAACUUGAUAUCCAUCAGAGAAUCCACACUGGAGAGAAACCUUAUGAAUGCGAUCAAUGUGGAAAAUCUUUUAAAUACAGCUCCCAUCUUGCUGCUCACCAGAGAAUUCACACGGGAGAGAAACCUUUUGAAUGUAGUCAUUGUGGAAAGGCUUUCCAAAGCAGUUCCAGUCUGACUAUACAUCAGAGAAUCCACACGGGCGAGAAACCUUAUGAAUGUAAUCAGUGUGGAAAGGCUUUCCAAUGUAACUCCAAUCUUGCUGCGCAUUUGAGAAUCCACACUGGAGAGAAACCUUAUAAAUGUAAUCAGUGUGGAAAAGCUUUCAGAUAUCGUUCUGGUCUUGCUGUCCAUCAGAGAAUCCACACUAGAGAGAAACCUUAUUAAUGUAAUCAUUCUAAAAAGACUUUUCCUUUGAGCUUCAGUCUUGCUUGUAUUAGAGAGUACACACUGAAGAGAAAUUUUAGGAAUAUAACCAGUGUUGUAAAGCCUUUGGGCAACUAUCAUCCCAUAUUUCCCAUACGUGAAUUUAUAGUCGAUAGAAAUCUUUUCACUGUAAUGAAUGAGGAAAGGCACUGAAAUGAAAUCUAGAGUGUCUUCAAAAGCCUUCUGAGGAGAAGUGCUGUAUGGACUCAGACCGGAGAUCAUCUCUUCCUUUACAUCAGAGGAUUCCUGAUGGAGAGAUGACUCGUGAAUGUUGUCAAGGAAGCAAGCUUUUCUCUGGAAGACCAGAAGACUGCCGAAUAUUCACAGUGAAAUGAAGGUGUCUAAAAACAUUGAUUGUGGAAAGGCGUUUCUUCUCUUAGAGUCGAUAUUUGACUGUACUUUGGGGGAAAAAAUCAUGUUAGAGAUAAAAUUUAUAUAUCUAAUUAAUAAGAGAACAUUUCUUGCUGCAGCACAGACUUUGUCAGACCUCCCAAAAUAAGAGACCUCAUUAAACAUCCCAAAUUUCAUACUGUGAAUAAAGUCCUAUAAAUGUAGUGAAUUUUUCUCUGAAAUCCUGAUGAUUGUCACUACUUCUCAAUAGUUUGUGGCAUUCAUGUACUGUAGCUUUUUCAGCCAUUUCCCAAUUAAUUGGACCUCACUAUGUUUCCUGUUUGAUGAGGACAAAAAGUCCUCAUGUAAACACUUAGCUGACUGUUAGACAUUUAUUUCUAUAAUGUUUUCUUUAAGCUGCUUGGGGGCACAGUAGACAUAGACCUGGGUCUGGAGCCUGUAGACCUGAUUUCAGAUUGGUUCUGACACUUACUAGUUGUGUGAAUCUGGGCAAGUCCCUCAACCUGUUCUUCCCUGACUUUCCCCAUUUGUAGAAUGGCGAUAAGAACAUCUACCUCCUAAAGGUUGAUGGGAAGAUUGAAUAAGAUACUAUUUGUAAAAUGCUUUGCAAGAUAAAUUGCUAUGGAAAUGCUAGCUUUUUAAUGAUUAUUAAUACUUGGGUCACGUCUCAUAGCAGUCAGUUAAACAUGGACCAUUUAGUCACUUCCUUUAAUGCAAAUUGACAUUAAUUUGUGAAAUAUAGCGCACUGAAAGGCAUUAAUUGUGAUAUAUAGCACACUAGGCUUAGAAUCAGAUGCUCCCCGGCUCUAUAACUCUGGGCAAGGAAUGACCUCUCUGUGCCUUACUUUAUUAGUCUCUAAAAUGGGAUUGGUCCCAGCUUCUAUAGCCCCUUCCAACUCUAAAGAUGUGGGUUCUCAUCUCAAGUACAAUGUCUUUCUCACAGCCUCUUUCCAUAUCUCAGGAGGAGGUGCAGGACCAAAUUAGAAAGUGUACAAGAAUGCAAUAAUCAUCCAAAUUAUCCUUUCCUGCUUAGAAAUAAAGAUUUUGAGAAAUUGAUCAGGCGUGUAAUAUCCAAAAGAAGAUGAAUAUAGUAACUUUGUUUGAUUAAAGAUCUUUACUAUUGGGCUAGGACUCACUGACCCCUACAAAAUGCUGGGAACCCUGCAAGUAGUUUGGCAGAAAAUAGAUGUGGAUUUUCCGUAGAACAGAAGGAAAGCUAGAAGCAAUGAGGACUGCUCCAAAAGUAUGUUGAAUUUUCAGAUUACUCAAUUGGCAAAUCAAGCUAUCCAUAUUAGAAAUUUUAAAUGUGGUCUUCCCCUCCCCUUCCCCCUGUUGGAUGGCAUAGAAAAUGUUCAUUUUAUUUCAUGUUUGUGAAUUUUAAAAUUAAAAAGGUCAAAUAUUGAUAGUUUCCUUUUUGUUAUUUUCACCAAUUUUGAAGGCAUGCUGAAAUUAUCUUAAUGUGACCUCUUAUCAGGGCUUUGGAGCAUGUUUUCAUUUGUCAGGACCUUGGCAAACUAACAGGCCUUUCAGCACUCAUCUGUUGGCAAUACUUCUGGGAACACAUGGGGAUAGUUCUUUAGAUGUAAAUGAUUUGACAUGGUUGUUUUUCACGUAAUAUUUGAUACAUUCUGUAUGCUUCAGUUUCUCUUCUAAUUUGAUCUUCAUUGAUUUUAUUCAAAUGUUUUAAUUUUAUAUAGUUAGAAUUAUCUGUUUCUUUAAAAAAAAAAAAUGAUCUCAGACCAAGUUGUAGCCACAGUUGUAAAAACUGUCCAAGUGUAUUCCUUAUGUUUUAAUUUUUGUUUAAUAGGUAAAAAUUUCCUUUCCCCCUUUCACUCACAUUAAAUUGAGAAAAGAAAAAGACCCCAAUACCAUUUUGUAUAAUUAAGGAUAAUAUUUCUGCAUUGUCCAUGUCCAAAAAAAUCUUGCUCAGCUCUUUGUGUUUGUCAUCUUGUAUCUGGUGGUAGGGAGCACAUUUCAUUACUUAUCCUCUGGAAUUGUGAUUUACCGUGAUGUUAAUCAGGAUUCUUUAGUCAGAGUUUUUUUUCCUUAAUAUUUUUGUUAUAUAAAUCACACUGGUUCUGUUCACUGUACUUUAUUAGUUAUCACAAAUCUUCCCAAGUUCCAGUGAAACUAUCCCCUUAAUAUUUUCUUAAAAUAGUUAUAUUCCAUCAAAUUUAUAUACUUUUGCUUGCCUAGCUAUUCAAUUGAUGAGAAUCUUCUCAGUUUCUAAUUCUCAUCUCUGAAAAAAAAAUAAACAUUUUUGAGCCUCAUUUAAAUUGUGAUUAAGAUUAGUUCCUUCUUUAGUUUAUCUUCUCAUUCCCCCUUCCACCUUUUCCUUAUGUUUCCAGCUUAAUGAGACAUAUUUAUGUACCCAGAUCUUUGUCUUUCUGUGAAUAUGGGGGGGUCUUUCCUUUAAUCAGUUUAGAUGAGAUAUUCAAAUGCCACUUGUUUCCUCCAUGUGAUCCUCCUUUUUGAAUAGACUUUUACCCACACAUCUCACUUUGGUGAGAUAACUUCCUCCAACCUUCCUUUCCUCCCCUGUCUACUCUUCCUCUUCCCUUCUCACCUUUAAGAUGAUCAGACUUUAACAGACCUAUUCCUUAAAGUACUCUUAUCACUCCUGAUGAAAAGUUUCAAAGGGGAUAGGUAUAUCAUCUCCCCAUAUUUAUUCAUGUUUAGACUUUAAUGAUUUUUGGUUUGUAGUUUCCUUGUUAUGUUUUGUUUUUUUUUUUUUUUGGAC
Molecule: messenger RNA, 7103 nt
Organism: Sarcophilus harrisii (Tasmanian devil)
Lineage: Eukaryota; Metazoa; Chordata; Mammalia; Dasyuromorphia; Dasyuridae
Product: zinc finger protein 345-like
Exons: 3
Coding region: 1919-3973 (684 amino acids)
Biological process (GO): regulation of transcription by RNA polymerase II
Molecular function (GO): DNA-binding transcription factor activity, RNA polymerase II-specific; RNA polymerase II cis-regulatory region sequence-specific DNA binding
Source: RefSeq, a predicted model, not a curated record